AUGGAUCACAGUAGUGAGCCUACCACUGAGACUGCCAUGGAUCUCAAUAAGGAGCCUACUACUGAGCCUAGCAUGGAUCUCAACAGUGAAUCUAGCACUGAGCCUGCCAUGGAUUUCGAUAACGAACCUAGCAACCUGCCCACCAUGGAUAACGACAGUGAACCUGGCGCUGAAUUCGCCAUGAAUCAGAGCAGUCAACAUAGCAUCUUGACUGAUAUGGAUCUCAACGGUGAAUCAAGCACUGAGGCUGAUAUGGAUCUGGAAAAGGAACCCAGCGCUGAGCCUAGCGUGGACCACAACAAUGACCCUAGCACCUUGGCUAGCAUAGACCUCAAUGGCGGACUUUGCACUGAUUCUAAAAUGGAUCUAAUUAAGGAACCUAACACCGAGCCAAGCAUAGAUCUCAAUAAGGACCCCAACAUUGAGGCUAGCGUGGAUUACAACAGUGAAUCUAGCACCUUGAAUGGUAUGGACCUCAUUGAUGAAUCUAGCACUGAGCCUGCCAUGGAUGACAGCAACGGACUUAGCACUGAGCCUAGUAUGGAGACAUGCAACAAACCUACCACCUCGUCCAACAGGGAAGCAGACAAGGAGCCCAACAGCACGACUGAAACAGGGCCCGAGCUGCUUGAUAUCAAGGACAAGUUUCUGAAACCGCAUGCUGCGCCUUCAAUCGAUAGGAGAGCCAAGCUGGCAGCUGCUCAAAACCAGCUGGCCCAGAACAAUAAGCCGAUUCCCGCGAAAACAACCCAGAUUACCGAGACAGUCAAUAACCCUGGCUUUGAGAAUACGCCAAGGAUGGAAAGCAGUGUGACGACCCCAGAAACAGCGCCAUCACCUCAAGCAGUCAAACACGAUGAAAUGGCAACCACACCAACCAUGGAAUCCAUCAUGUCCGAAUGGUGA
Messenger RNA from Aspergillus candidus, 906 nucleotides. RefSeq lists its product as uncharacterized. Lineage: Eukaryota; Fungi; Ascomycota; Eurotiomycetes; Eurotiales; Aspergillaceae. The coding region runs from base 1 to 906 and encodes 301 amino acids. The transcript is spliced from 2 exons. The record is from RefSeq and is a predicted model, not a curated record.